AUGGAGGAGCCGCUCUGCUGCUGCGAGUACGUGGACCGGCGCGGCCGGCGCAACCACCUAGCGGCGUGCUGCUGCGACUGCGAGGACCUGGACGACGGCUGCGACAGGUGGCUGACGUGCAGAUCCCUGCCCCCGGGAGCGCUGGAGAGGAUCGCCGACACCGUCGCGGACCGGCUGCGGGUCCCCUGGUUCUCGGGGGCCGUGAAGAUCAACGUCAGCCUCGUGCCGCCGCUCGUCCUGCUGCCCGUCUUCCUGCACGUUGCCGCCCUGCACUUCCUGCUGGGGCUCAUCAUCCUGACGUCCCUGCCCGUCGUGGUGCUGUGGUAUUACUACCUCACCCACCGGAGGAAGGAACGGACUCUCUUCUUCUUGAGCCUUGGGCUUUUCUCCUUGGGAUAUAUGUACUAUGUGUUUCUUCGGGAGGUGGUUCCCCGUGGCCACGUGGAGCAUUCCCAAGUGGUCGCUCUCACGUGCGGGUUAAUUCUUAUGCUUGCAGCCCUGUCCCGAGCUAAGAAGGACCCUGGCUACCUUCCCAUCCUGACAGGCAACGAGAAGCCAUCGCACCAGGGUUUGCCCAGCAAGAGUGUUAGAGGGAGCUCCGGCGGGCUCCACGGCAUCUCAGGCGCUGCCAGCAGUCGCGCUGUGAAUGGGGAGGCUAAAGGUUAUUGCAGGAUGUCAGCUGAGCAGCCAGAAGGUGUGAAAAAGGACUGGUGCACUAAAUGCCAGCUGGUCAGGCCAGCCCGAGCAGGACACUGCCGGCUUUGUGGCAGAUGUGUGAGGAGACUGGACCAUCACUGUGUCUGGAUUAACAGCUGUGUAGGGGAGCAGAACCACCAAGCUUUCAUCCUUGCACUCUCCUUCUUCAUGCUCACCUCUGUGUAUGGGAUUACCUUGACCCUGCAUACCAUCUGUAGGGGCCGAAGUCCGUUUGUGGCGUUGCUCUACUGCCCCGGGGCCUAUUCUGACUACAGCUCUGCUCUGUCGUUCACCUGCGUAUGGUACUGUGCCAUUGUAACAGCUGGCAUGGGAUACAUCCUCCUUAUCCAGCUGUUGAACAUCAGCUACAACGUGACUGAGAGGGAAGCUCGGCUGGCUCUGCGGGACAACACCGGGCGCAGGCUGCUGGGCGGGUUAGUGAUAGACACUGGCCAGUAUAACAGGGGACUCCUGUGCAACUGGGGCCACUUCCUGAGCCUGGGGUCUUCUCCUCCACAGCGCUCUGCCGAGGACAUCGUGUGACACCCCUCUUUCCGCGGAUGGCGCUGUCAUGGCUCACUGACUUUGUUUAGCAGGGCAGCAGCCCCUCCCACCAGGACUCCUUCCUCGCACAACCUUUCCUUGUGGUCAGCGAGUGGGCUAUCCCCUCACUGACAACACCAGAUGUUUUCCCUGGUGGAAUGGUUCUUUGUGUGCUGUCAGCCAGCAAUAGGAUGCAGAAAGCAGUAAGCCAUAUGUGCAGAUGGGGAGAGGAGGAGCCUCCUUCCUUUUUCCACUGUGGGAAACAGCAAGAAGAGCACAAGGUUUUGAGAACUUGAGUUUCCCUUAGAUGUGAAUGCUGGCAUCAGGAGGAACCUGCUACUGGGCUUCAGAGAGUGCACUGGUUCCUGCAAAGGUUAAGGAAUCCCUGGAUUUGUACCUACGUGAGGCAUUUUGGAGAUGUCAGAAGAGUGAACUUUGGAUACAGAUGGACGCCUGCCAAAAUCAGGCUCUUUGGCUACAAGAGACUGUCUAGGCAGUCACUGGGCAGUGCUUUCCUCUCUGGUGCAUUUAUUUAUUUAUCUAUCUAUUUUUACUAUUUCUGAUUCCAUCCAGCUGUGUACAUGCUUCUAUUAAGUGCCUUUGUGAGCUACGUUCCUGUAGGACUUUGUAAGAUCCUUUCACCUCUGGGCCCCUAAAGUUGUUAUUCCACCCCUGUCUGUCUAAAUGAGUGAAAAGAGAUCCCAUUGUUCUUUCUGCAAGCUGUAUUGAUUUGAAGGCUUUGCUCGUCUCCCUCAAAGUGUUUCUGCUCUGAUUAUGGGUUGUGAAACGUGACAGUAGGUAAAUACAUCAAGUAAAGAGUUUUGAAGCAACACGUAACAGUGAACUCUGAGGGCAAAACAAGAGUGCUGUCUGUCUGGAAUUACUGUCCCUUUAUGGAAAUUAGCUUCACCCUGUGUCUGUGGGAGAAGGGAGAGCAGGCAAUUCUGCUAGCAGCACGUUUGGUAGGUAGCAUCUUGGUUGUGUUGCUGUUAACACAGUGAUCUUGUCUCCUCUGAACGCGGUGACUGUGGAGCUGCCUGACUGUAGAUCUGUUUUCUCAAGUCAAGAAGCCAAGGAACAGAUAAACCCUAAAGUACAUAGGGAGAGGCAGAGGAUGUGUUGGAGGUGGUUGUUUUUGGGAUAGAUGACCUGUACUGCCAGGUGAAUGAACCAGUUAAAAUGUGCUCUGCAAGAGUGCUAUUUCUUCCUCAUCAGCCUGUAAGUGUAUUAUGGCUUGGACUUGAGCUUCAGCCAAAAUAGCAAGUUUUUUUGUUAUUGUCCAGUGGUUUCUGGAUUUCAUAGGUGGGAUUUUUUGUUGCUUUUUGUUUUAAACCCUUUGUGUAUGCUGUUGGCCCUGCCGUAAUAGGAAAGGUCUGGCUGGAAGAGCUGGGGACCAUGGCACAAGAAUUACAGGUUGGGCCUAAGGUGGAAAAGCAGAGAUAAGGGCUUUGUCCUAGCUGUGGUGCUUUCAGAUGUGUGCAGCACAUGUGGGUCAUGGCCGUCCCUGAGUGCAUGGGCAUGGCAGGCAGCUGGGGUACGUUGGGCACGUGAUGCACAUUCACUGUGCUGCUGUGCAGUAGCUUUGAAGAAUGGAGGGAUGGUGCGUGGUGCCAAAAGAAAGCAGGGUUGGGACUGUCCCUUGGGAUCCUUGCCAUAUUUUUUGUGAGUGCUCCUCAUGACAUGUCCCAGUUUAAGGUAAAGACUGUGUCCCUCUUUGCACUGUUUGGUUUGUUCAAGUGGCACUUUUUAUAACCAGCAGAUAAUUAAGGAGCAGCUCCAUUUGUACAGUUACUGAAUUUCCCUUAUUUCCCCUUGCCUCUUUUCACUGAGUGAGCAGUUCUUUAUAAGGAGGUAAAGGGACGGCUCGUUUGCUUCCUACCUCUAACCAAGUACAGGAGGAGGUUCUGACCUCUUUCCUGACCCUAAUGUGAAUAAAAAGGUACCCAGCUGGACAAUGCAAAGUGUUCCUUUAUGACCUUCUGUUUGGAGCUUGAAGCCUGAUCCUAGGUGUUCAAAUUGAGACAAAGUUGCUUCCACUUGAGUUGUCUGUAUAUGUUUCUAUGGCACAUACGUAUUUUGUGAUGCCUGCUGAGAUGAUGUCGAGUUUGGCAACCCUGGAGAUAAAGGAUGCUUUGGGGUAGCAGGAUCUUCUUGCAUCUUAUCCUGCUGGCACUGAGGGAGAAUGUGGCAGAAGGACCUCCUGGGCUAAACAAACCUCUGCAGUGGAGACAGCCAAUGUGUCCAUCCCCUGUGUGCUGCAUGCACAGGAAUCAGUCGUGCACCCACGAGCUGAACAAGCUCUAGCAGCUUUUGUCGGUUUGAGAGAAGUGAUUUCUCAGAGUCCUGCUACUCCUGGCUGGGAGAAAGCAGAGCCGAUGGCAGGGCAUUUCCCUGGCAGAGCUGACCCUGUGGUGCUCACUUGCUCCCACAGGCAGAGGUUGGUUGCACCCUUGCAGCCUGACUGUCACUGUAGCAUUUUCCCUUGUCUCUCAGUGAGCUCUUAGUGAGUGGGAGGCUUCAUCUGAAUUGCUUACACCGAGACUCACUCUGGGCCGUUCUCCCAGGCAGUGUGGAAUUUGGAGUGAAGAUUAGGAGCAAAGGACCUGAGAUUAAUGUAACCAUUCCAUACUUUGGUCAAACGUGCCCCAGUAGAGCGGGCUUGAAGUGCUAAAGUAAAUUUCAUAUCUUUGCACAGGCUCCAUGGGGAAUUGAAAUCAUUCAGGGCACUAAAGGGUUGUAAGGAUGGGAUUUUUUUUCUAGGAGGAAAAUGCAGUGCUUGUUCCUCAGUGAAUAAAUAGAAAGUUCAGGUGGCUGUAAUCUGCAUAGUAAUGGUGACUGUUUCUUUAACGGCAUGGCAUUGGUUUACCUCUUCUUCCUGAUAGGAUUUGCUUUGUGAAUGUUGGGAGAUGAGAAGCAUAAAAUAAUAGGAUAUUUAGAAGGCAUCUAAAUGGGCAGAAGAGUUUCAGUCCCUUCAGAUGCAUACUUGGGAACUCUCCUUUUAGCAUCCCUGAGAAUUAGCAGCAAACCCUUGGAGGGCAAUGCUGCCUUUGCAGUUACUGCAAGGGCAAACUGUUGUGGUCUGGUGUGCCCAGGAGCAGUUUAUUUUCUGAGUAAUUUCCUGCUGAGCUUGGUAUUGACCAUGCUGGGAGAGAAAUGGUAAAAUCUAGGCAUACAGUCGGUCCUCAGGCUCCCUGUGUUAGUAGAGUGCUGCCUGGGGGUUGGAGCAGUGGGGUCAGCCUGCAUGUCACAGGGGACUUGUGGGUGGUGUGUGGCUUUCAUGCAAGGGCCAGUGUCUCACCUGUAAAGCUGUGUGCCUGGCAGUGCAGAAAACAGUACCCUGAUGGCUCUUGAAAGUUUCCCUGUGUGUGAAGAGAGGACUUUAAGCUGAUCAAGAGCAGGGAAGGAUUUUUGUAAUAGCCAGCCUUGAUUUUUUCCCACCCAGACUUUGGAAGUUUAUCCUUCUUUCCCCAUGACCUUUUAAGAGGCAUUUGUCUUUUCACAAAUAGCGUGGACUUCUGCAGACCAGGCAGCUCUUAGGGGACCAGGGUUCUCGUGUUGCUGGUGUUGUAGUGUUACGCCCUCUGUGUCCAAAUGCCAUCACCCCACUAUUUGGUGUCUGUAGUAGGAGCAGUGCACCAUUAGAUUACACCUUGUAAGUGGUGGCUUGGCACUCUGUAACUGUGUCUUCCUGCAUUGUGCUUUUUUGUAGGCAAGUCACAGGUCCCCACGUUGACUGUUUCUCCAUUUGACUGUUUCUUCAUUUAACUUGUCCUUAAAUGACAAAAGUCACUGGUGAGCCUGAGCUGGUGCUGCUUGUGACUCCUAAUCACAUUUCAGCCUUCAUGCUAUGAUGGUGCUUUUUUUUGCCUUCAAAGUAGGUUGCUUUCAAGUGUCUUAAUGAAACCAUUUGCUGUAAAAUUUCUUCUGAAGAUAAAAUGGAUACUGCCUCACUGCCUAAUGUCUUAAUAAUGUGCUUGGUUUUUUCCUCCUAUAUGAAUGUAUAUUGCCUCAUUAGGGCAGGAAGCGUGUGUGAUUACAAAUGUGUUUCCCUGUAUUCCUUUCAGUGAAAAAUUCUACAGUUACCUAGGUGGAGUUUUUUUGUUUUGUUUUGGGUUUUUUUUGCCACUCCCAGGAUGUUUGUGCAGCAAAAAAUCUGUCUGCAGGCAGGUGAGGUUCUUACGUGGAAAUUUAGUUUCCCAAGAUCUUGUCUUUAUGAAAUUCCUCUAAUGAUAACGUGAAGAGUGAUUGGCUCUGGAAGAAAGCUGAAAGUAUUUUUUUUAAACCUGAGCUUUAGGAAGAAACUUUGUGAAACAUUCGUAAGCUUAUUUGAAGAGACUGUGUGUGUAUGUUUCUGUCUAUUUUGCAUCAUAUUCAGUGUUUCCAAAUGGAUA
This is a messenger RNA of Hirundo rustica (Barn swallow), 5630 nucleotides long. It is a transcript of the gene ZDHHC23, whose product is annotated as zinc finger DHHC-type palmitoyltransferase 23. The record is from RefSeq and is a predicted model, not a curated record. Gene Ontology annotation, biological process: peptidyl-L-cysteine S-palmitoylation; protein targeting to membrane. The transcript is spliced from 4 exons. The coding region runs from base 1 to 1239 and encodes 412 amino acids. NCBI's taxonomy places the organism in Eukaryota, Metazoa, Chordata, Aves, Passeriformes, Hirundinidae. Gene Ontology annotation, molecular function: protein-cysteine S-palmitoyltransferase activity. Gene Ontology annotation, cellular component: Golgi apparatus; endoplasmic reticulum.